Molecule: messenger RNA, 1772 nt
Organism: Aspergillus ruber CBS 135680
Lineage: Eukaryota; Fungi; Ascomycota; Eurotiomycetes; Eurotiales; Aspergillaceae
Product: carnosine N-methyltransferase family protein
Exons: 1
Coding region: 347-1384 (345 amino acids)
Molecular function (GO): S-adenosylmethionine-dependent methyltransferase activity
Source: RefSeq, a predicted model, not a curated record
CAACUCCUCAACACACCUACACAAAUUGACAAAGCAAAGCAUUACGCUCUAUAUAUACAAAAUGAUAGAACCGGAGGAAACCUGGGAAGGCAGCUUUGAUCCCCUAGCUGACCCCGAGGAGCGCCGGGUGCUUUUUGCGACGCUGGAUUCGUUCAGGUGCGUAUAGCAUCGCACACAUACAGGUAUUCCUCAAUGGCCUUUUGCAAGAGGAGUCUAUCUUGUCUUCAAUUACUUCAAUUAUUCUCCCCACUAAAACCAUUCAAGACAAUAUCGCAGAACUGCCCACCAGAAUACCACCCACCGCCGUCGACAGGCCUUCUACGCCCUUCCUUCCGCCCAUUGGCAGAUGCUCGCGGAACCCCCCUUCUCCAUACUCGACCACUUCUCACGCGCCGAUGACGCCAUUGAUACGAAUGCAGAUAUUGCAGAUGCGAUUCUGGGCGUUGGACUGGCUUCGUUUGGUCUUCCCGCAUCUCCUUCCGCUGACGAACCUCGGACGAAUUGGCACGGUACAGCGAAUUCUUCAGACGUGAACAAAGCACAUUCUACGAUUAGGCAGUUUUAUCGGGAUUGGAGCACGGAAGGGAAGCGGGAGAGAGAUGUGUGCUAUGGGCCGGUUCUCAAGGCAUUGCGCGAGGAAUUUGGGGAUAAAUCACAGCGGAAUGAGAAAGACGAGAUUAAGGUGCUGGUCCCUGGAGCAGGCCUGGGUCGACUAGUCUUUGAUCUCUGUCAAGAAGGGUACGCUGCAGAAGGCAACGAGAUCUCAUAUCACCAGCUCAUUGCCAGCAACUGGAUCUUGAACCACACGGCCGGGCCCCAGCAGCACACACUUCACCCGUUCGCCCUGCACUUCUCAAACCUGCAAUCGCGCGAGCAACAGCUUCGCCAAGUACAAAUCCCUGACGUGCAUCCGGGAUUGGCCAUGAUGGAGAUCGCAAGCAAUCCGGACCCGAACGUCCAAUUUGGCACCAUGAGUAUGUCCGCCGCCGACUUUGUGGUUCUUUAUAAGGGCGAGGCAAACCAGGAGUCUUUCGACGCCGUCGCGACGGUGUUCUUCAUCGACACAGCUCCCAAUUUUAUCCGCUAUAUCGAGGCCAUCCAUAACUGUCUGAAGCCGAACGGUGUUUGGAUUAACGUCGGUCCGUUACUCUGGCACUUCGAAGAGGGAAAGAACCACAAUGAACAGCAGCCGGAGGGUAUUGCAGAGCCGGGCAAUGUGGAACUGACGGAAGAGGAGGUAUUCUGUUUGGUGGAGAAGAUGGGGUUCAAAUUAGAGAAGAGAACAGCGCCGGAGGAGAGGGAGAUGUGUGGAUAUAUCCAGGAUCCAGAGAGUAUGUUGCAGAACUUGUAUAGGCCGUCCCACUGGGUUGCGCGGAAAAAGUAGCAUUUUAUAUAUGGAGCAUACAUAGGUAUUAUAUGAAUCGCAUCGCAUUAUCCAUACGAUGUCCUCGGCUGGAUUGCAUGACUCUCGGGGAAUCUUUGCUUGAAAGUUGUGCCGGUGAGGGUUAAUCUUAAUGGUCCUGUUAGUCCUGGAGCUGUGGCUACGGAGAUGUGGGAAGGAGUGGGGGAUUGCGGGGAGGGAUGUUGUGUUUGCGAGGCUGAAGGAGAAGUUGUCUAAGGGAGAUUACGAGGCUGGAGGAUGUGGCAGAGGCGUGUGUUUAUUGUAUGAAGGAUCAGGGAGUGACGGAGGCGGUUAUAUCGAGUAAUGGGGUGGGACACUUUGAUUUUGUGCUUUGGAUAUUAGGGGCCGUUAUUGGAAUUUAAUGUUGGGC